Messenger RNA from Seriola aureovittata, 3151 nucleotides. RefSeq lists its product as uncharacterized. The transcript is spliced from 5 exons. Bases 231 to 581 code for a protein of 116 amino acids. The record is from RefSeq and is a predicted model, not a curated record. Lineage: Eukaryota; Metazoa; Chordata; Actinopteri; Carangiformes; Carangidae.
UAACUACAUUCGCGCACCGGGUGUGUUUAGGUAAUACAACUUGCAAAUGAUCACAAACCAGAGGUGAUUAGCAGGGACAAAAACCAAAACAUUUUCCUAUCAUCUUAAAACCUUCAAAUAAGUAUCAUGUCCUGAGGAUCUUGUCUGCGCCACCUGUAAAAUACGAGUUCGAAAAGCAGCACAUGAACGCAUCACGGGAGGCGCGUCUCGGUCUCAGCUGAGGUGAAUUGAUGAAGUCCUACCGCACAACCUCAGCAAUCAUGUGGACGGAGGUGAACAACAAGAGCAAGACUGUUGUCGACAACGGCAACAGCUCGAUGAUGGUUGACCCAGAUCUCACUCAGCAGCUUCUACACGCUGUUCAGCAGAGCAAUGGAUCAGCUGCAGCUGGCCCUUGUCCCUCCUGCACAGAGGACUCUCUAACCAGGACCAGCGGGAUCAUCCCUGGUGCAAUUGCAGCCACAGUGUUCAUCACCUUUUUACUUGCUCUCUACACCGUCCUCUGGAAGUGCAUGGUGUCGCCGCCGCAACGAAAGCACAGAAAGGUGAGGGUGAGAAUACAACAGAGGGAUUCUGUGUGAAGACUGUGGCCUCCAGGGUGCGUCUUUUCAGCAAGUUAAAAUCUGAGAGCAGACUUUGCUCCCAGUGAGAGAAGAGCACCAGAGUGACAGGACGCCUCUGAAGAAGAUCCUCCACCUAACAGAUCCGAAGAUCAGACCACGCGACUCGACUGAGUGGAUGUGUCACAUGUUUCCCUCAGCUUUACUGUCCGCUGCGCCAUGAUGAUGUGAAACACUUUUUUGUAGCAGGCCAGACAGCCAUUUUUUUUUUUUGUGAACUCUGCACUACUGAGGAACGAGGCGGCUGCGGCCACCGCUCGCUCCACUGACCAAUAAGCUGUGUGUGUCAGAGAGAGAGAGAGAGAGAGAGGGAGAGAGACUCUAGUAUAUUUAGUAUAAGUAGAUUUUUCUUGGCGUAUUUCAUACCUGUGUCUUAAAUGUCCUCCAUUCUCACAGUGCAUUUCUUAACAUUUUCUGAAGUACGCAAUGGCACCAGCAGUUUCCAUUUCCAUUUUAAACUGUCUAUGCUCCUUAAGGAUUUUUGGGACAAAGUCUUUAGAUCUAGGAAUUGAUUUUAAUGUUUUUAUAUUUGUCAUUUGUUGUCAUCUGGGGUUUUUUUCAGUUUACUCAGGAUAUUGUAACUAUUGUAUGUCUUUUGACUCUAUAAUAGACUGUGGUUUGUGUUUUUUUUUUACAUUUAGUAGAUGUGACUUUAAAGGAAAAAUUAUAUCAGGGACUGAGUCACAAUGUGGUGGAAUCAUGAAAGAGUUCAGUCAAAUUCUCUGAAUGAAUUUCUUCAGAAUCUUUUAUGAAACUGAGCAGUAAACGGAUGAACUUCCUCUGAGUGUACAUGAAAAAAGUUCUUAUCUGAUUUGACAUCUGCAUACAAGUUCAUGAGCGGCUGAAUCCUUGAAAGCUUUUCUGUGCUGUACAUAUACAGUCAGUGGUCACCCAGGCCAGAUGGACACAUCCUGUAUAAAUGGGACACAGUCCAGCAGCCACUGAGCUACCCUGCUUAAUAUGCCAUUGGUUACAUGCUAUUUGAUUAGCUGACCGUGUCAGCCACAGCAGAGGUCUGACACAUGUUUUCAGAACCAGUUCUGUGGAGCAAACAGAUGAAGUAAUGAGCAGGGAAUGUGGUUUGGUGGAAAUUGUUUGGAGGAAAUGAUGCAGGAUUCAUUAGAGCAGAGAUAACUUCACUGACAGCAGAUUAAACUGAUAAAUGAGACACUAAUCCUUUGAACAGUACAAUCAUGAUUAAACUAGGUGCAUCCACAUUUGUCACAAUGUCAAGGCAGAUAUGCAAAUAGUUUUGAUUACACUGAAAUGAUAGAUGGAUGGAUUACACUGUAAAUGGUCAGGGUUAGGCCAGAAUGGUGAGAUUGGUUGGAGCUAACAGGCUACAGUAACUCACCACGUCAGGUUCCACUCCUGUCGGCCCAGGACAGAAACCUGAGGCUGCAGUGAACACAGACUCGCCAAGCCUCAGAAUUUGUCAAAAUUUGGCAUCUGCAGAACUGAUGUGAUGCAGUCAUGACAACAUGAACCAGAAUCUCAAAAGAUCUGUGUGAUUCAUUAACCUGGAUUACUGCCCAGAGCAUGACAAAGAUCAUACACACAACUGUUUUUGUCCUGCUAUAAACCAGUUAUGUGUGUUUCUUGAUGAAGCUGCACAUGCAAUUAGACACCUCACAGAUUUCAUCAGAUGCCUUUGAAAUGACUAAAACAACCAUCUGUCUUUCAAAAAUCUGAUUUCUUUUUUUGCAACCCAGAAAUGCACAAGGAAACAGCACAAGACAACAAAUAUCUGGCUCUGAACUGCAUGUGUUUGGAAAUUUGAAUCAUAACAGUAGAAAGAAAUAUCUGCAGACAUGGAGGAGGAGACUUCUGGUAUCACUGAGUAAUCUGUUCAAGUGAAAGAUUCCAGUAUGUUUUGAUAUUUGAGUCAGACCCUCAUCAUAGUAAAACACACUACUCACCUCUUAGUCAAAAAGUUAGUUAAUCAAAAGUUUCCAAAGAACCAACAUUUCCCCCUUAUUUUUCUUUCUCUCUCAACUUUUACAUCAAUAGGGUAGUUUUUUUGAAAUUAUAUAUAAAAUGUAAUAAUUCAAUACAGUUUUUAAAAAUAUGUUUCAUAAGAGAUACACAUCUCUGCCACGCUCCUGUCUCCUCCUUCCACCUGAUAUAUUCGGCUGUACCAUUUGCAUUCUGCAGAUUAAGAUCUCGGGCUGUUUCACACUUAAGCAAAAACCUUUACAUCAGGUUCCUCUUACAGUGUUACACUAUCAGGCAAGGGUGUAGAUUUGCAUAAAGUACUAGUUUAAUUGCUGUCGAAAAAUCCCAUGAAAAUGUCACGAUAAAUACUAUGACUUCUUUUUAUAACUUACUAUACUGUGACGUUUUUAUGCCCUACUAUAUGAUGUUUAUUUGCCUAUGUAACAUGUAUAAUAUAAACACAUACUACAAUACAUGUUUUUAUUAGCUAGACAUAUAUGUCAAUAUAUGAUAUUGUUCCAAUUUCUAACAGGUUUCAUAUGCAAUUUUUACAUAUAUAUGCUAUACUUCAAAUAAAUAUAUGUACAUAUAUUUCA